This is a messenger RNA of Belonocnema kinseyi, 750 nucleotides long. RefSeq lists its product as uncharacterized. NCBI's taxonomy places the organism in Eukaryota, Metazoa, Arthropoda, Insecta, Hymenoptera, Cynipidae. The record is from RefSeq and is a predicted model, not a curated record. The coding region runs from base 308 to 640 and encodes 110 amino acids. The transcript is spliced from 3 exons.
AAAAACUACGAACAAGUAGUGAGAUCUUGGAUACGAGAAAAACUUAUAAGAUAAAGAUGGAUUUUCAUAAAGAAUCUGCAAACUUCGAAAAAGAACGGACGCCCAUUCCCGAGGGGCGUGUAGGCAAGCAUAUUAAACUUAAGGAGACCCAAAAUAACGACGGGCUUAGCCUUGGAAACCACAAUAUACAUGACUUCGCUAUUAAAAGAAAAAAGAUGCUGAAAAAUGAAGAGUUACCCGAAACCGUCGAGGCCAAAAAAUAUAGUUUUUAUAAAACUUCAAGCUACUCAUCAGAAGAACGCUACGGAUGCACGUGCCGCGCGUGUGCGCGAUUGUGUGUGACAUGCGACUAGUCCAUACCGUAACCGAUUAUGAUGUUAUGACCCAGUCGCAACACAAAACGAUUAAAAAGGAGCAAUUAAUUACCGCAUUGUGUAUCAAUCAGCUAAUGAAUCGCAACGUCACAACAACAGCUUUUCUCUCACGUUUUCUCGCAAAACCCUUUGACAGAAGAAAGCGCUCGUUCCGAGCAAGGAAAUUCUGUCAGAAAUCAGCAGGGUUCUUUCAAGUUAAAACUGAUCAGGAAAUUGUAUUAAGUUUGUAUCCAGGUACUGGCAACGAAAAACUUAUCUCGUAUUGAAUGAGAAAAAAUUAUUUAUUACUUGUCAAAGAUUUCCUUAUUUAAUUCUGUUCAGGAAAUUCUAGUUAGGUUGUAACGAGGCACUACCAAGAUUCUUCAGCCUAGUUUUU